Messenger RNA from Peromyscus leucopus (white-footed mouse), 3004 nucleotides. RefSeq names its product zinc finger protein 883-like. The coding region runs from base 85 to 2280 and encodes 731 amino acids. Gene Ontology annotation, biological process: regulation of DNA-templated transcription. NCBI's taxonomy places the organism in Eukaryota, Metazoa, Chordata, Mammalia, Rodentia, Cricetidae. The record is from RefSeq and is a predicted model, not a curated record. The transcript has 5 exons.
GGGUCGCCCGGCCUUUGUCUGGGACCCUCCAUCUUGGGCUCAGGGAGGCUCCUGCGCAGUCUUGGUAGCGCCGUGACGCGGUGGAUGCAGGGCAAUGGUAGGAAGACGCCGCCGGCGUCCCCAAGAAAUGGACAUGGGUACUGGGUCCUCUCCUCCUCUAGGAGGCUUUCUGAGGUGUGGGGGUGCAGCCUCUCAGGGAGCACCUGGAUGCCCUGCUACUGGAAGGAAUGUCCUGGUAUACUGUCAUCUAAAAGGAACUUCAGUUGUUUCCAUGUCUGGUCUGGGUUGGUAUCAUUUGAGGAUGUGGCUGUGGACUUCACCUGGCAGGAGUGGCAGGAACUGGAUGCUGCUCAGAGGACCCUCUACAGGGAUGUGAUGCUGGAGAACUACAGGAGCCUGGUGUGGUUGGGGCACUGUUUAGCCAAACCUGAGUUGAUCUCCAAGUUGGAACAAGGAUUGGUGCCAUGGAGUGGUGCAGAAGCCACAGAGCAGUGCCUGCCAGAUGUUUAUAAAUGGAGUACCCUGGCUGAAACAAGACAGCAAGCUCAAGAGAAGUAUUUAGGCCAACUUGAAAUCACCAAGAGAAAUUCAUCAAAUGAAGAUAUGGUUGAAGUAGAAAAAAUAUUCAGUGUGGACUCAAACGGUAUUUCAAAUAUGAACAUGAAGAAUGAAGUCUACUCUAGAAUGUUCUAUCAAGAUCUUGUUAAUCCAUGGCAAGAUGUACCUUUGCCUAGUGAUCCUGAUGAGAGGCAUGUAACAGAAGUAACUCAUGAUUUGAAUGGAAUUCAGGAAGUUCUCUCAUAUCCUGACCAUUUUACUCACCAUAGCAAGAAUCAGUGUUCAGAGGGUCAUUUUCAGUAUUUUGUGCCAGAUGAAGCCUUCCACAUGAACACAAUAUUAAUACCUAAGAAGUUUCAUGUUCAGGAAACCUCUAAGAAGUUCAGUGAGAAAUCCUUGGAUGAGGUAGCUCUUCCUGACCAAAAUAUGACUCAGUUAAGAAAGCAAGCUUUGGGAUGGAAUACAGAUCAUAAAAUGUUCCCUAGUAGGACUGAACUCAGCAACCAUGACAACAUGCACAUGGAAGAGAAAGAUUAUAAAUGUGAUUAUGAGAAACCCAUCCUUAACAAAUCACACCUUACAAAAUAUCAGGAAGCACAUGCAGGGAAAGAGCCCCAAGGAUGCAAGGAAAACAUCAAAUUAUUCUGUCUGGAUGCUGAACUACAAACGGUUGAUCAGAAAGUGCACGUAGAGAAACAAAUUUAUGAAUGUAAAGUAUCUGGGAAAACCUUUGACCACGAGUACAUCGACCAUCAGAGAUCACACACCUGUGAGAAACCCUGUGAGUGUGAAGAAUAUAGGAAAACUAUCUAUGAUAAGUCGACCCUCACCCAACAUCAGAGACUUUAUACAGAUGAUAAAUCCUGUGAGUGUAGAGAAUACAGCCAGGCUUUCUACCAUAAUUCCCUACUCUCUCAAUAUCAGAGAGCUCACACAGAUGAACAGCAAAAUGAAUGCAAAGAAUUAAUGAAAAUUUACUUCUAUAUAUCAAGUCUCACUCAACAUCACACUCCUACUCUUGAGAAGCCUUAUGGAUGUAAUGAUUGCAUGAAAACUUUCUCCCACAAGUCACAACUCACUCGCCAUCAGAGAACACAUACGGGGGAGAAGCCCCAUGAAUGUCAAGAAUGCAGGAAAGCUUUCUGUCACAAGUCACACCUUACCCGGCACCAGGGAAUCCAUGCACCUGAAAAACCCUAUGAAUGUAAAGAAUGUAAGAAAACUUUCUACCUGAAGUCACAGCUCACUCAGCAUCAGAGAACUCAUUCAGGUGAGAAGCCCUAUGAGUGUAAAGAAUGCCGGAAAGCAUUCUUCCGUAAUUCACACCUCACUCAACAUCAGAAAAUCCAUACAGGGGAGAAGCCACACAAGUGUAAAGAGUGUGGGAAUGCUUUUGCCCGUAAGUCACACCUCACUCAACAUCAGAAAACCCACACAGGUGAGAGGCCCUACGAAUGCAAAGAAUGUGGGAAAACCUUUUCUCGUAAAUCGCAAGUGAUGCAGCAUGAGACAACUCAUACCGGUGAGAAACCCUAUGAAUGUAAAGAAUGCAGGAAAACUUUCUAUCUUAAGGCAUACCUCACUCGACACCUGGUAAUUCAUAAACCUGAAAAGCCGUUUGAAUGUAAGAAAUGUGGGAAAGCUUUCUCACGUAAGUCAUACCUCACACGCCAUCAGAAGACACAUAGAGGUGAGAAACCCAAUGUAGGUGAGAAACUGUAGGGAUGCAAAUGAUAAAGAACGUCCUUCAACUAGCUCAGACUCAACAGAGGCUUACACAGACGAGAAGCCCCGUGCGUGUAGGAAAAUGUGCUGCUGUUACCCUCAGCCAACAUCAGAAAACUCAUGGCAGUAAUAAACCCUAUAAAUGUCAAAGUAUGAGAAAGUUUUAUACAGGAGUCAUGUCUCACUACAUGUCAGAAUACAUAAGCAGUUGGGAAGCCAUAGGAAAUGCAGGGAUCUAUGUUUAAGUUACACCUCUCUAUAAGUCAGUGAAUUCAUUUAGUGAGAAACCCUAUGAAUAUACACGAUGUAGUAAAGCUCAACACAAGAGAUGGUGUAUUCAGGCAUAAAUGCUGUCAAUGUAAACAAAGCAGAAAAGCUUUCCAUCAUAAAAUAUUCACUUACUGCCUGAGAACUUAUAACUGUGAUGCCAUUUAAGUUCAAACAACAUGGGAAAUUUUUCAGCAAGUCAGACCUCACUGCCUGCCAGAAAAUCAUACAGGUGAGAAAACAUGCUAAUCUAGGGAAGCUUAGAGAGCCCUUGGAAAGUAAGGAAUCCUGUGAGUAUAAAUAAUCCAGAGAUGUUUCAAGGAGCACUUGCUUUUCCCCCCAUCUCUCUGAGCACUGAUGCUUACAUUUCACUUGUACUGAGACAAGGCUAGCCUGGACAACAGAGUAAUAUGCCCUGUCCUUUUUAAAAAAAGACUAGGUCUGUCUAUGUAAA